This is a messenger RNA of Panicum hallii, 2728 nucleotides long. Its product is annotated as calcium/calmodulin-dependent serine/threonine-protein kinase 1-like. NCBI's taxonomy places the organism in Eukaryota, Viridiplantae, Streptophyta, Magnoliopsida, Poales, Poaceae. Gene Ontology annotation, molecular function: calcium-dependent protein serine/threonine kinase activity; calcium ion binding; calmodulin binding. The record is from RefSeq and is a predicted model, not a curated record. Gene Ontology annotation, cellular component: nucleus; cytoplasm. The transcript is spliced from 11 exons. Gene Ontology annotation, biological process: intracellular signal transduction; peptidyl-serine phosphorylation; protein autophosphorylation. The coding region runs from base 595 to 2364 and encodes 589 amino acids.
CAAAAGCAAGCAAGCGCAGGCAGGCACAGGCAAGGCCUCCUCCGCCGCCCCUUUUUCUCCCCUCCCAAUUCACACAGGAUUCACUCGCCCGCCAGUUGUUUCCUCUAGUGCCGCCCCCAUUCCGCGCUGAUCCGAGCCUUUCGCCCAAAGCUUCCAGCUUUUUCAAUUGUUUGGUCACUUCAGGAAUCAAGGAAUAUGUUCUUGCUCUGUGCAUGAUAGAUAGUCGGAUCCAUCCGUCCAUCCUCUUUCCCUGGCAUUUUGCUGCGCCGGGGGUCUGUGCGUGGCCACUGCGAGGAGAGGAUUUUGGCCUGUUUUUUUCCUGUUCUUGGGGGUCCAAAUUUCGGGCGAGAUCUUCGUCUGAAGGUUCCUUGCUUUUCUGGUAUUGGCGGUUCUUGGUGUUCACUACAAGUCCAAGGCAAGAAUUUGGAGACCAUGAGGGUCCCUUGCGAUCGAUUCUGGUUGAUUUCUCGGGUCGUUGGAAUCAGGAUGCCGCUCUGACCCACCGCUGCCUCGUUUCUUGGAGGAAUUCCGCGGAAAUUUCGCUUCAAUCCGGGGUCGUUCAACUAGAGCCUCCAGCUCUCGAUCCGCCGACCCAUGGGUCUCUGCCAUGGCAAGCCGACGCAAAUCCCGGAGCUCGAUGCGGAGGAGGAUCCCCAUGUAGCCUCCGGCGCCGGCGACGGCGCGUCCUCGCCGUCGGCGGCGGCGCCCGCGGCGAAGCCGGGUACGCCCAAGCAGCCCAAGUUCCCGUUCUACCUGCCGAGCCCGCUCCCGCCGUCCAGCUACAAGGGCUCGCCAGCGAACUCGAGUGUCGCGACCACGCCGGCGCGCGGAGGGUUCAAGCGCCCGUUCCCGCCACCGUCGCCCGCGAAGCACAUCCGCGCGCUCCUCGCGCGGCGGCACGGCUCCGUCAAGCCCAACGAGGCGUCCAUCCCCGAGGGCGGUGAACCGGAGCUCGGUCUAGACAAAAGCUUCGGCUUCUCCAAGCACUUCUUCGCCAAGUACGACCUCGGCGAGGAGGUCGGCCGCGGCCACUUCGGCUACACCUGCUCCGCCAAGGCCAAGAAGGGCGAGCACAAGGGUCAGGACGUCGCCGUCAAGGUCAUCCCCAAGACCAAGAUGACGACUGCUAUUGCCAUUGAAGAUGUGAGAAGAGAAGUGAGAAUAUUGAGUUCUCUGACAGGCCAUAAUAACUUGGUGCAGUUCUAUGAUGCUUUCGAAGAUGAAGAUAAUGUGUAUAUAGUUAUGGAAUUAUGUAAAGGGGGCGAACUGCUGGAUAGAAUAUUAGCAAGAGGUGGAAAGUACUCUGAAGAGGAUGCAAAGGUCGUUAUGGUACAAAUUUUGAGUGUUGUAUCAUUUUGCCAUCUUCAAGGUGUUGUUCAUCGUGAUCUGAAACCAGAGAAUUUCCUUUUCUCUUCAAAGGAUGAAAACUCUCCCUUGAAGGUCAUAGAUUUUGGCUUGUCUGACUUCGUGAAGCCAGAUGAAAGACUUAAUGACAUUGUUGGAAGCGCAUACUACGUUGCUCCGGAGGUGCUCCACCGAUCUUAUGGCACUGAGGCAGAUAUGUGGAGCAUUGGAGUGAUUGCCUAUAUCUUGCUUUGCGGGAGUCGGCCUUUCUGGGCGCGCACGGAGUCAGGAAUCUUUCGAGCUGUCUUGAAAGCAGAGCCAAGUUUUGAUGAGGCCCCAUGGCCCACUCUCACAGCCGAAGCUAAAGACUUUGUAAAAAGGCUUCUUAAUAAGGAUUACCGCAAGAGAAUGACAGCUGCACAAGCUCUUAGUCAUCCGUGGAUCCGUAGUGCUCAUCAAGUGAAAGUUCCUUUAGAUAUGAUAAUCUACAAGCUAAUGAGAGCUUACAUAAGUUCAUCUUCACUGCGGAAGUCUGCUUUGAGGGCCCUAGCCAAGACAUUGACUACAAAUCAACUGUUUUAUGUAAGAGAGCAGUUUGAAUUGUUGGGUCCAAACAAGAAUGGUUAUAUCUCUUUGCAAAAUUUGAAAUCGGCCUUGGUGAAGAACUCCACAGAUGCAAUGAAGGACUCUAGGGUUGUCGAUUUUGUUAACACAGUGUGCACUCUUCAGUACAGAAAGUUGGAUUUCGAAGAGUUUGCUGCUUCUGCCAUCAGCGUUUACCAGAUGGAAGCCUUGGAGACCUGGGAACAGCACGCUAGGCGUGCAUAUGAACUGUUUGAUAAGGAAGGCAACCGGCCUAUUGUGAUUGAAGAACUCGCAUCAGAACUUGGCCUUGGCCCAUCAGUGCCGCUUCACGUUGUCCUCCAAGACUGGAUCAGACACGCUGACGGGAAGCUGAGCUUCCUGGGAUUCAUAAAACUUCUGCAUGGGGUUUCGUCGCGCUCGAUCCCGAAAGCCUAGUAUACACCAUCCCUGCAUCCAUCAACCAAGGAGAUGACUGAUGGUUAAGCCAAUCUCUGGCUGGUGUGUGCGCACGUGCGCGUGCGCGCGCGCGUGUGUGUGUGUGUUCUGUUGAAGGUGUGGCUGGAGGAUAUGGCUUGAAAAAUGGAACAACACGAGCGGAAAUGCUUGAUAGUCUUGUGUACGAGGUAGACAAAGCUGAUGCUGGUGCCUAAUACUUGUAUCCCUCCUCCCCCCUUGCCACGUGUAUUGAUGAUGUUGUACUGAAGCUGUGUAGACGAGUGUACAGAUGAGGAUAGGAGAAAUUAAUGAAUAUGAUGGGAGGGCCGAAAGAUUUGUGACUGCUGUUUGCCAAUGCCUGCAA